This is a messenger RNA of Carassius auratus (goldfish), 1345 nucleotides long. RefSeq names its product visinin-like. The record is from RefSeq and is a predicted model, not a curated record. NCBI's taxonomy places the organism in Eukaryota, Metazoa, Chordata, Actinopteri, Cypriniformes, Cyprinidae. The transcript is spliced from 3 exons. Gene Ontology annotation, molecular function: calcium ion binding. The coding region runs from base 228 to 806 and encodes 192 amino acids.
UGUUAACACUUGGGUGUUACAUCUCUAAAUGUUACAUUUCUAAAAAGGAGAACUAAACACCAAGAUUUUAUGGGACAUUAAUUACAGGCACCCAACAAAAGAGACAUUCUCUGGGAACAUCUCAGCAAGAAGAGCUUCAGAAUAUAGUGUAUCUCUGGUUGGGAAAGGAGGACCUGACAAAAAACACUUCCUGAAUCCCAACCUGUGCUCUCCACCAGCAGCCAAAAAUGGGGAAUGCCAAAAGCAGUGCUAUGUCCAAGGAGAUCCUGGAGGAUCUCAAACUCAGUACCAAAUUCUCAGAGAAUGAGCUGUCACAGUGGUACGAGAACUUCAAGAAGCAGUGUCCGUCUGGCCGUAUCACACCAGAAGAGUUUAAAAGGAUCUACGAACGCUUUUUCCCAGACAGUGAUGCCACAUCGUAUGCCCAGCAUGUCUUCCGCUCCUUCGACACGAAUGAUGAUGGAACACUGGAUUUCAAGGAAUACAUCAUUGCUCUACAUAUGACAUCAACUGGGAAGACGGAGCGGAAGCUGGAGUGGGCCUUUUCACUCUUUGAUGUUGACAAGAACGGCUACAUCACCAAGUCAGAAGUGGCAGAAAUCUGUCAGGCGAUCUUUAAGCUGAUCCCCAAAGAUGAGCAGGAAAAUCUUCCUGCAGAUGAGAACACUCCUGAGAAGAGAGCGGACAAACUCUGGUCGUUCUUCAAUAAGAAAGAUAAUGAGCGACUGGCUGAGGGUGAGUUUAUUCAAGGCGUUCUUGACAAUGAUGGCGCGAUCCACCUUAUUCAAUAUGAGCCCAAAAAGUAAUAGUAAAACGAGAACAAUAGCACGUUCUUUUGCGGUCCUAUCAUUUCCUUUGGCUAUGUGCUUUCCCCCUUUUUCUUUUUACCCACUUUGUUUGUUUUAAAUUUUUACAAUCUAGGCACAUCGCUCCUGUUUCUUGUAUUAGUGCGACAUGGAUCAUUUUGUAAAUAUUUGAAAGCCUAUUAACUUAUAGUUAUAGUUUAAUAGUAAUAUGUCACAUCUGGGAACAGGAUAACGUGCUGUAAUGUGUGAAAUGCUGUAUUUCGACCGAAGAAGAGUUUCUGGCAGAUGAAAUUAUGAUACUCUUUAGCUGAAAGCAAACGUUUCCUUAAUGAAUCAAAGUGAGAACCAGAUAAUUCAUGUUUUUCUUGUCAAAUAAGUAAAAUACAGAUGAAAGCCAAUGAAACCACAAGGAUGUGUGGAAAAACUAAAAAAAUAUAAUUUCGUUUUAUCCAGGAUGAUAGAACAAUAAUGUUUGCCAUUUAUAUUAUGCAAAUCUGUUUUUUGAUGUCAACUGCUGUAGAAUAAAACUUACAUUGUAA